Messenger RNA from Uloborus diversus, 690 nucleotides. RefSeq names its product gastrula zinc finger protein XlCGF71.1-like. The transcript has 2 exons. Gene Ontology annotation, molecular function: DNA-binding transcription factor activity, RNA polymerase II-specific; RNA polymerase II cis-regulatory region sequence-specific DNA binding. Lineage: Eukaryota; Metazoa; Arthropoda; Arachnida; Araneae; Uloboridae. Bases 1 to 690 code for a protein of 229 amino acids. The record is from RefSeq and is a predicted model, not a curated record. Gene Ontology annotation, biological process: regulation of transcription by RNA polymerase II; central nervous system development. Gene Ontology annotation, cellular component: nucleus.
AUGAUGAUGGUAGAUCGUACAUUGACUGGUAGACGGUACGUUUGUCGCUUCCUGUAUGACAGCGUGCAAGUGAGAGACAGAGACUCCUCCUCUUCUCCCCGAAUGGCUGCAAAACCUUCUUGGUUUCGGGGAAACUUAAAGAAACAUUUGUUGACACAUACUAAAGAAAAACCACAUUCUUGUGAAAUUUGUAGAAAGUCAUUUUCUAUUAGUGGAAAUUUAAAGAGCCAUUUAAGGACACAUACUGAAGAAAAACCAUACUCUUGUGAAAUUUGUAAGAAGUCAUUUUCUCACAGGGGAAACUUAAAGAAACAUUUGUUGACACAUACUAAAGAAAAACCACAUUCUUGUGAAAUUUGUAAGAAGUCAUUUUCUCAGAGUGGAAGUUUGAAGAUUCAUUUAAGGAUACAUUCUAACGAAAAGCCUCAUUCUUGUGCAAUUUGUGAAAAGUCAUUUUCUUAUAGUGGAAAUUUAAAGAUCCAUUUGAGGACACAUACUAAAGAAAAACCAUACUCUUGUGAAAUUUGUAAAAAGUCAUAUUCUCACAGUGGAAGUUUAAAAAUUCAUUUGAGUACACAUUCUAACGAAAAGCCAUAUUUUUGUGAAAUUUGUAAGAUGUCAUAUUCUGGAAGUGAAAGUCUAAGGACGCAUUUGAUUACACAUACUGAAGAAAAACCAUACUCUUGUUAA